GACGUAGUGCAGCUCCAUUUCAAAGCACGUUUCGCUUCCCAUGAACAAAACCGAUGCCACCCAAAGUUAACUGGCUCAAUAAUCCAUGGCACUUUGAAGAUGGACCAAAUCCAAGCGAAUUCAUCUGCAUCAGUCUCUUCUGCCGCUGUAAACACUGAGUCUCCUCAGCGUGAUGCUAAAGCGGGGACCAUCGCAAGCUACGUGAUAGUCGGAUUCGUAGGUGUAUGGAUAUGGGACGCGCUGCUAUCAAUCACUAGCGAAAUAUGCAUGCUCAGAAAACACCGGUUUCCGGCCCUUCCAGAUGUUGUAUACGUUAUAGCACGCGUGACAACUGGCGGAUACUUAACAGCCAUGCUCAUUCUAGCAGUGACGCAUUUUGACUGCUACGUACUAACGAAAAUCGCUGAUUGGUUUGGGGCACUAGCCCUCCCAUGCAACUCACUCCUGUUUCUCCUCCGGGUCAGAGGCGUAUUUUAUCAGUCACACAAAAUAUUUGCAAUGUUUUGUGUUCUGUGGCUUUUCACACUGGGAUCUCUAGCUGGACCCUUUACUAUCAAGGCCAUCAAUGACCACAGCCCACAUUGCCUUCUUGACGUUCAAAGCCUUAGUGCGUUUGCAUUCGUUGCCGUGGUCGUCUUCGAUACCGUCGUUUUUGUGGCGAUAUCUGUCCGAGUGGUUACCUAUAUUGGAUGGGCGGACUCCUGGCAAGGUCAAAUGAAGUCUUUCAUCAGCGGGAAAGGUCUAGGUCAUAUAUCUAGAGCUCUAUUACAAACGGGUCAGUUAUAUUAUCUGGCCUCCGUUGGCGUCACGAUCUUCUCUGUGGUCAUUCUUUUUGUUCCCUCGAUUCCAUCUGUAAUUCGGGGAACUAUGACGAUACCUGGUAUUGCGAUACAAAACGCAAUGGCUUGUCGUGUCUUCCGGCUUCUAAGACGUGGAGCAAUCUAUGAGCAGCCCCCAUCACUCCCGUUGUCUGACACCGAGCUACAUCUAAGCAUACAAUUCGCCGCUAGAAGCUCAUUAUCGGAUACUGGAACCCUGUCCAUGGAUGCUUCCUGAUGCUGUAUGCGGCUCUAAAUGAUGU
This is a messenger RNA of Somion occarium, 1081 nucleotides long. NCBI's taxonomy places the organism in Eukaryota, Fungi, Basidiomycota, Agaricomycetes, Polyporales, Cerrenaceae. The record is from the annotation of a GenBank genome assembly.